Molecule: messenger RNA, 1351 nt
Organism: Pseudopodoces humilis (Tibetan ground-tit)
Lineage: Eukaryota; Metazoa; Chordata; Aves; Passeriformes; Paridae
Source: RefSeq, a predicted model, not a curated record
GCCGGAUUGUCCCUGGGUUGGCCGCGACUUCCCGGCUCUCCAGCCCCCGAGGGAUGCGCGGGCCCGUCGCUGGCUGCGCUGGAUAUAAAAGGGAGCUCCGGGACGCGCACCCGGCACUCGGCUCUGGCUCUCGGCGAUGUGGGGUGGCUCCCGCGCCGUCUGGAAGAGGAGGUUCAGCUGCUAUGGUCCCUGGGAGUCGGCCGAGAGCUGCAUCGUGCGCACCUCCGCCAGCGUCUACCGCCGGCUGCAGGAGAGCCCGCGGCAGCCCCCGCGGGGCAUGAGCACCCGGGGACCCCCCCCGCCGCCACCGCAGCCCCCCAGCAGCCCCUCGGCCGGCAGGAGGUUCCUCAAGUUUGAGUCCGAGGAUUCCGGGGUGGAGAUGGCCAGCAACGAGCACUCGCCCUCCACCCCGCUGGGCUCUGAGAGCAGCUUCUCCCUGGACGGUUUUCCGGCGGAGAAGCCCCCCGGAGAAGAGCCCCCCCGGAGCCGCUCGGCCAGCAGGAGGCUGCUGCAGGCAGCGCAGAGGAGCAGGAGGCAGCGCUGCCCUCGACAGCUCAGCAGGCGCAGCGCCAGCAUUGCCGACCUGGCAGAGCCACCGCGGGACCCCGGGGAGCCCCAAGGGGCGGCAGGGGGGGCUCGGCAGUCCGGCAGCCCUCGGGACCCCCGGGCCCAGCCCGGGGCCGCGGUGUCGGGGCAGGGGCUGCGCUACCUGGAGCACGUGUGCCAGAUGCUGGAGCGCCUGGCGAGGCUGCAGCAGGACAACCACGCCCUCCGGCAGCAGGCGGCCGGAGCCCGGAGUGCCCGCCCGGCCACCCUGCCCACCCGGCAGUCUCCGAGGCAGGAUUUGGGCACGUGGAGGGGUGAGGAGUUCCGGCCGCGCUCCUGCUCGGACAGCCAGGCACCAGCCGAGCCCGGGCCGUGCCGGAGGAUGUGGGGACACUCGCUCAGCUCCCCCAGCCUGCUGGACCCCUCCGAGGGCGGGGCGCGAGUCCCGGCACCGGACAAGGACGGGCGCUCGCACUGGGGCCGGGUGAAGGUGCUGCUCACCCGCCUGACCCGCCGCUCCCUGCGGGGCGGCCGCUGCAGUUUGGGGGAUAGAGGAGGGGUGGAUGCCAUUUUGGUGCUGCUGGAGCUCUGCGCGGGACGGGCCGGUGCCGCAGCGGUGAAUCCCGCAGCGCCUCCCGAGCCCUCCCGGCACCGCUCCCAGCCCGACGCCCCGGAGGCAUCCUCGGAGCUGCAGCAUCCUGCAUCCCACCGCUCCUUCCCGGGAAACGUGACACCCAAGACCCUCCGCGUCGCCCCUGCAGUGGCGGCCGGGCGGCGGCAGAGGGCGACAGCGGCCCGGCGGUGA